Messenger RNA from Cheilinus undulatus (humphead wrasse), 1876 nucleotides. RefSeq names its product snurportin 1 (gene snupn). Lineage: Eukaryota; Metazoa; Chordata; Actinopteri; Labriformes; Labridae. The transcript is spliced from 9 exons. Gene Ontology annotation, molecular function: protein binding; nuclear import signal receptor activity. The coding region runs from base 151 to 1272 and encodes 373 amino acids. Gene Ontology annotation, cellular component: cytoplasm; nucleus. The record is from RefSeq and is a predicted model, not a curated record. Gene Ontology annotation, biological process: snRNA import into nucleus; protein import into nucleus.
CAGUGGUAUGGUGUAAGUUGAAUGGGCGCCAUGAAAAACUCCGGGAUAGUUCGCUGUCUAUAGUCGGCCAACAAAAAGAACGUCACAGUGGUGGGAAAGAUGACAGCGUGACGUUUCAGCAGCAGCCUCCCUGCCUGUCCUAGAUUCUCCAUGGAUGAACUGACCAAAGCCCUCUCGACCAGCUUUGCUGUGUCCAAAGAGCCCAACAGCACAGCCGGCCCCCACCCUCGACUGGCCCAGUACAAAAGCAAGUACAGUGUGCUGGAGCAGAGCGAGAGACGCCGGCGCUUCCUUGACCUGCAGAAAAGUAAAAGGCUCAACUAUGUCAACCAUGCACGGCGUUUGGCUGAUGGGGACUGGACGGGGGCAGACAGCGAUGGAGAGGAGGACAUGGAGAAACAGGACGAGGGGGAGCGGGAGAAAGAUGGCAACACAGAGGAGGAGGGGAUGGAGAUCGAAAGGAGGAAGCUACCGAAGCAUUACGCAAACCAGCUCAUGCUGUCAGAGUGGCUGGUGGACGUCCCCUCAGAGCUGGACACUGAUUGGCUGAUGGUGGUCUGUCCCGUGGGGAAAAGAUCUCUCAUUGUUGCCUCUAAGGGCUCCACUGCAGCGUACACUAAAAGCGGCUACUGUGUGAACCGUUUCCCCUCCCUGCUGCCUGGUGGGAACCGACACAACUCAGCCAUGGGAAAAGACUACACAAUCCUGGACUGUAUUUACAGUGAGCUGGACAGGACUUACUACAUCCUGGAUGUCAUGUGCUGGAGAGGCCACCCGGUCUACGACUGCCCGACCGAGUUCCGUUUCUACUGGCUCCAGACCAAAAUGCAGGAGACGGACGGCCUAUCAGAGAUCGCCAAACGCAAUCCUUUCCGGUUUGUGAGCCUCCACAGCUUAGAGUGCACGACGGAGCAGAUCCAGAAAGCCAUGACAGCGGAGUACAGCUUCAGCGUGGAUGGUCUCCUCUUCUACCAUCGGCAGACCCACUACACCCCUGGCACCACUCCUCUGGUGGGCUGGCUCCGCCCCUACAUGGUCACAGACAUCCUGGGUAUCGAGGUCCCAGAAGGACCCCUCACCACCAAGCCUGAGUACGCCAGCAUGCAGCUGAAGCAGAUCCUGGAACACAAACAAACCUCGAGCGAGGUCCGCCCAGCCAACAGCAAGGGAGAGUACGAGUUCGAGUACCUGUCCACCCCGGGUAUGGACAGCAGGGACACAAUGAACUUUCUCAACCAAAAGCCGAUAAAGGAAGCAAACAUGGAGCCCUGAGUGGGAGCCCUUAACAAGAUGCAAAUUUCUAGAUCUGUUUCAGCACGAUGGCAGCCCACAUAUGGCUCUUUAGAAUGUCUGCUGAAUGGUUUUGCAGAUCUGGCCAAUUGCAAAGCAUGGCUAAUUCUAAUCCGGUACUGCACAGGACGCCCACUGAGUGCAGAUUAGUAGAGCUGUGCUAUAUGUGUUUUUACAUGGCUGUAAACUGUAGCCUGACGUUGACAUCUAAACUUUUACCUGCUGCAAAACACUGAAGCACUGCUGUGCAGAAAAAAACCCACACCACCACUAGCAGCAGCAGCAGCAGCUCUCACAUGCACUAAAAAAGAGGAAAAGAUGCUCCUUAUGUGAGAUUUACAGUAAAGUGCAGCACAGUAGGAAUUUUUUAUUUGCUGCUCUGCACUUUUUGCACUUAAAAACUGAAACUUGCAAAAAGAAAGAUCUUUACUGGUGUCAAUUCUUAUUGCUUUCACUGCUGCUUGAAGAGGUGUUGCUGAAUGAUACGACCAUCUGACGUACUAUAUCUUUUACAAUUCACUGUUAAAUUUAAACUUGUUCUCAAAUAUUUUUAAAGUGUAUGUUUCUAAUAAAUGAUUUUAUAUCA